GACGAAAUCAGACACCAUAUGUCAAGAUAGUGAAAAAGAGUACUUCGUUCGCGUACUGCCGUAGUGCAGAGUCGUUUUUCCCCAUUUUCCGCGUCCAAAGUUAGUAGCAGCUAACUUUACUUCGCCACAAUGAGUGACCUAGAAUGUGUGAACGGUGCGCGUUUGAACGGGAAUUCCUCCGACACGGUGAAAACUCCCUUCCUGAUCGGUGUUGCUGGUGGAACGGCCAGCGGGAAGUCGACGGUAUGCAAACGCAUCAUGGAGCAACUAGGCCAAGCUGAUAUGGACCAUACGCAACGACAAGUCGUCACCAUAAGUCAGGACAGCUUCUAUCGCGAACUGUCCGAAUCGGAGAAGGCACGUGCCGAGCGGGGUCUGUUUAACUUCGACCAUCCGAGCGCCUUCAACGAGGAAGCGAUGCUGCGCACGCUGGAAGAAAUACUGCAGGGCAAGAAGGUAGAGAUCAGCGAGUAUGACUACCGCCGGAACUCGGUGUGUCCGGAGAAGAAAAUCACCAUCUACCCGGCGGACGUGGUGUUGUUCGAGGGCAUACUGGUGUUCUAUUUUCCCGCCAUUCGCGACCUGUUUCACAUGAAGUUGUUUGUCGAUACUGAUUCGGACACAAGAUUGGCCCGAAGAGUUCCACGUGACAUUAACGAACGAGGACGAGACUUGGAUCAGGUGCUGAACGCUUACAUGAAUUUCGUCAAACCCGCGUUUGAAGAGUUUUGCUCACCGACGAAGAAAUUUGCCGACGUCGUUAUACCACGUGGUGCUGAUAACACAGUCGCAAUCGAUCUGAUCGUCCAGCACAUCCGCGAGUUUCUGAACAAUCGCACGCGCAGUGAUCAUAGCCCGCAUCUGGCUACAUGCGGUACCAGCGCACUGAACCUAGCCAAUGGUAGAGUCCGUUACUUCGUGUUCCACUAGAACGCAUUACCAUAGAGUAGAUGCAACAAACAAAACGAACCUAAAUCCUAAAAUUUGCAAACGAAAACCAUUUCUGCGGGUCAGAGAACCUUGUCCGAAAACUAGAGAACCAUAACAAAUAUUUAGCGAAAGGGAAAACAAAAUCUGCUCCAUUAGUACGGCAAACAAACAUUUAAAAUAGUAAAGAUUUGAGAAGGGACAGAAACAAAACUACACUUUGAAGUACGGCAAUGGAUCAUUUACUCUUGUUGUAAAAAUCUCACUAAACUCUACAAAAUACAAACCCCACUCCCCCACGGGUACUAACGGUCGGUAGGGAUCAAAUGACUUGACUGUAAACUGUUAUUUUUUCGAGUUAUGAUAUAUUUAUGUUGAUAGUUCAAUGUUUUGCCCCUGUCCAAUGCUGUUACCACCUGUGCUGCCGUGUGUAGCACAGUUUAAUCGUCCAACUUGUUCGGGUAAACACGGGGUUACGGCCAUACCACUGUGAGAAGUGCCAUUUGUUCUUUUGUUUUUAGUUUAUAAUUUAUCCUAACAUAUGUUGCAUCACUAUUUUACUGUUAUAAUUUGUUAGUUACAAGCUCACACCAAAAAACCGGAUUGAAAUAAAACAAGAAACCCCAGCUACUGACUGUUCUGUCUGACUGUACGUGUCGUUAGAGAUCUGUUCUCGUUGGAUUUAAAAUUUCACAAUGUUUUCCAAAAAUCAAAUAUGGAUUGUUAAACUUUAAUACUAAAUUUCCGCAACCUAUGAUUACCACCUGGCAGCACCAAUUAGUUGUGAAACGUGUAAACUUUGACUUGCUCAACACUCAUUGUUUCGUCCCUACCUUUACUGAAGUUUCACGGAUAAUAAUAAUUUUCAAUUCUUACCUUUCUGUGUACCUGUCGCUUUGUAUUAUCCGCAGCCCAAGCUACUAGUAUGCACUCGAUAUCUCCUUCCAUGAUUAAUAGUCAGCUUUACGCGGUACUGUACGAGUACAGUUGAGCAGUUCGGGUGAGCGAGCGAAUACUUGUAUAGGACAUAUUUACGUUAACGUUUUGAUCAAUCGCACGCGGCAUAUGUCAACAAGUUUAAACCAUUUCAACAAAAAGAAAUCCACACCAAAUCUCUGGACAGUAGUAGCAAAUGAAAGCCACCGGUGAGAAUAGAAAAUUAAAUGUGCAAUGAAAUGAAGUCCAGUGGGAAGACGACCCUGUAAGGGACCGGUACAAUAAAUCUUCAAGAGCAAUAUGUAUAUCUUUUGUCAUUAGGAUAAUCGCUACUAGCGGAGUAGUGUAAGGUGGUAAAUGAUGAUCUGCAACCGAGUGAGUGAUGAGCGUCGUUUUGACGCAGGUGCGUCGCUAUUUACUGUUACUGACAUUUACUAGUAAGCUUUCACAUAGACUUUUAGUGGCAAAGUGAUGGCGACGAACUACAACACAGUAGCGAUAACACGGUAAUAAUAUCAUUGUAACAGAAACAGAAAACAAACAAACAAACCAAAAAUCUAAACAAACAAAAACAAUUUUGUAAUCCCCCCCCGUGUGUGUGUGUGAUAUCGUACAAACGGAUAAUGAUUUUAUCUGAGGUAAAAGAAAUAUUUAAUUUGUUAUUUAAAAGCAACUGCAAUUGCUGCAAACACAACACAACCCACGGAUCGUGCAUCGUCGAUCUUCAGAGUGCUUGCGUAUGUUGAGAAAAAUAAAACACGCAUAAUGGCAUAAUGAGCAAAUGUACAAACGUUAAAACAAAACAGUUUUGCGUCAAUGGGGGGAAGAAAAACAAAACGUUUUAGAAAAACAAACUGUAUGUACAACAAUAGGGUAAAACACCACCAAAAAAACGAUAUGUUUUAUUUUAUAUCUUCUAUUUGAAAAUAAAGCUGUUUGAAACAUUA
Anopheles stephensi (Asian malaria mosquito) is the source of this 2810-nucleotide messenger RNA. It is a transcript of the gene Uck, whose product is annotated as uridine-cytidine kinase. The transcript has 7 exons. Lineage: Eukaryota; Metazoa; Arthropoda; Insecta; Diptera; Culicidae. The record is from RefSeq and is a predicted model, not a curated record. The coding region runs from base 130 to 930 and encodes 266 amino acids. Gene Ontology annotation, molecular function: ATP binding; kinase activity. Gene Ontology annotation, cellular component: cytosol; cytoplasm.